AUGAGAAAGAAGUUGAAGUAUAAAUGCAAGAGCUUCCACCCUAGUAAUAUUUUAAAAGUUUAUGGAAGUGAGUCUGGGGAAGUGGGUUUGGGAAAAGUGAGUUCAGAGAGAGUGGGUUCUGGAAAAUGUUUGUUUGCGACAGAGACUUUCAGCAUAGGAUUGAACAUGCCUGCAAAAACUGUUGUCUUCACAAAUAUGGAUAUCCAGCGGGAGUAUAUACAAAUGAGUGGACGUGCUGGUCGUAGAGGUAUUGAUGAACGUGGGAUAUGCAUCCUCAUGCUGGAUGAGAAGUUGGAACCUUCUACUGCAAAAACAAUGCUUAAAGGAAGUGCUGAUAGUUUGAACAGGUGGGGAAUUGCUUCAGAAUUUGCUGUUAAAAGCUAG
This is a messenger RNA of Thlaspi arvense, 384 nucleotides long. Lineage: Eukaryota; Viridiplantae; Streptophyta; Magnoliopsida; Brassicales; Brassicaceae. The record is from the annotation of a GenBank genome assembly.